This is a messenger RNA of Ceraceosorus guamensis, 2547 nucleotides long. RefSeq lists its product as hypothetical. The record is from RefSeq and is a predicted model, not a curated record. The transcript is spliced from 6 exons. Bases 1 to 2547 code for a protein of 848 amino acids. Lineage: Eukaryota; Fungi; Basidiomycota; Exobasidiomycetes; Ceraceosorales; Ceraceosoraceae.
AUGGCCCAAGAGCCGGACGAGGAGAAUCCAGCCGAGGCAUCUGGUCAUGGUGGGCACCACGCUUCGCAUCGCUCCUCUCAUCAUCAUCAUCCCAACUACGACGACGAUGGUCACAAUCGUAGGGCGAGCGGUGGAUGGCACCAUGUCAACCUUGGCCGCUCUCCCACGCACAGAUCCUCUCAUGGUGCCUCGGCUCAACAGCAACAGCAGUCGGGCGGUCUCAGGAGACCUACACAGCUACCCGUUCAGAACGAAGUGAUGCAGGAACAAGAAGAGGAAGCGGUAGAAGCAGGUGAUACUCAGGCGCAGAAGAGUCCUUUGAUGGAGGGACAACAUUACACUGAGCACAGUGGAGUCCCAGCCUCUGCUGCUACCAGCCAUGGUUACAGACCCAGCGUUGGAAGUCACAACACCCAAUUUGCAUACGGAGGCGAGGCUGCAUCGAGUCAGCAGCACCUGGUCGGCUCGGGCGCGCGUCAUGGUCCCGCCCAACAAAUGACUGUGGAUCAGAGCAAGCAGUCCGUCUUUGACAUGGCGCACGGAAAGAAGGACGGAGAUGCCAAGGACCACAUUGACGAUAUCAAUGAAAAGGUACCCAUUCGAAUGAGUCACUUGUUCAAGCGACCUCUCGUCCGCCAGUGGCUCUAUGAUGGUCAGCUGUAUCGCGAGUGCGAUGAACGUGAGCCCUCUCGCUUCGAGCUUUUCUUCGAUCUUGUCUUUGUUGGCGUGUGCCAUGCGCUCGCUGAUGGCGCUGCUGAGCACGCCAAUGGUCUCAAUGUCCUAAAGUUCGUGCUAGCAUUCUUUCCAGCCUGGAGCAUCUGGACCGACACGCGAGCAUACAUCAACACGAGUGGUACCGAUGACGUCUGGCAGCGAGUCUACAUUUUGCUCAUCAUGAUCCUGUUGUCAGGCUACGCUGCCAACGCUACUGGUGUCAAGAUCGAACCAUAUCACGGAGCCGAAGCUGGUCAUGGAGAGUCAGCCACUGGCGGUGAAGCGAGUCAUGAUGGGCAAAGCGAAGGAAGCGGCGUGGUCAUCGAGGCGCCAGGCUCGGCAGGUGGCGAUGGAGGCGAGACGCACUCAGUCGAAAGGCGGGUGGUCGAUUUUGCAGUUCGUGGCGGCAUCACUUUGCUCGCUCGAGCUGGUGGUGGUGAAGGGCCCGAACUCGAAGUCGUGAGACAGAUCGGCAAUUCCCAGUACUGGUUUGCAGAAGGCUAUCACAAGGCUCUUCAAGCAGCCAUCGGCUUCUACCUCGUCGCAAAGCUCUUCCGUCUUGCUUUGCUCUUCGUCUACGGUCUGCUGCUGCCUCGCUUCAGAAAGGCAAUGUGGCUCAACACCAUCUCUCUCGUCUUUAUCGCCUUCAUCUACUUGCCUCUGAUGUUCGUCACCUCGCCACGCCUUAUCCUCGGCUUCUCGUGCGCCGGUGUCGUAGCAGAACUCAGCAGUCGAUAUGUCGUUGCUGCUGCGCUACAGAUGGCGCACGGCAAGGCCAAACACGCCGGCAAGAAGACCUUCAUCCCCGCGCUAUCGCUCGAGCAUCUAAUGGAGCGCAUGACACUCUUCGUCAUUUUGGUCACCGGAGAGAUCCUCAUCGUCUCCUCAUACACGGCAUCGGGCGGAGACAUUGGACCACAUGACAAAUUCUGGCGAUCCGCUCUUGCAAUCACCAUCGCUUUCAGCAUCAUCUGGCUCUACUUUGAUGCGGAUGCCAGUCGCACCUUCGUCCACGCCCUCAGGCGGCAUUGGCUGCACUCCAUUUCUUGGACUCAUGUGCACUUCCCUCUUUGCGCUGCUCUGAUCUUGCUGGCUUCGGCGCUGGCCAAGCUGGUAGGCGAGCACGAAGUCGAGCAGGGCUUCUUGUGGUUCUUUGCUGGAUCAAUGUCUACCGUCAUGGUCUGCUUUGGUCUGCUCGGCCUGCUCCAUGGCUCGCUCGACGUCUACGGCUCGUCGCUCGUUCCCCACUGGUGGCGUAUCGCCCAGCGCUUUGGUCUCGCCAUCGCAUUCGCUCUCUUUCCUUUGCACGAAGGCUGGACUAGCGUUGGCUUCCUCGGCACAUACGCCGCCUUGCUCGUCAUCCAGGUAUUCACCGAGACCUUUGGCAAGCUCGGCGCAGUGGGUAGAGUGUACGACCACGAGCGAGCGGAAGCCUUGCGGGAGGCGCGCUCCAAAGCGCACCAGGACUCUUACAGCAGCACCUCGCAGCGGAUCGCAUCCGGCGGCUCGGGCACUUCGUCAGACAAGGAGAUUCCCAUGGAGCGCCUCACGGACGGUGCAGGUGGCGAGAAGAGGCGUGCUUCACAAGCUUCGGAAUCUCGCUGGGGUAUGGGCCAUGGUCGCAACCCGAGCGAGCUGCUGCACCUUAGCAGGAAGCUCAUCGACAAGGACUACGCCGUCCGAGCACCUGGCAAGAGGGACAGCUGGCACGCUUGGGAAGACCUUACGGGAGAAGAAAUCGGAGAGGAAGAUGUGGGAGUGGAGAGUCAGCUUGGAAACAUCGAAGCUAAGCACGUCUCGAGCGGUCAGAGGUGGGCUUACGCUGCUACUUGA